AUGAAUCAUGAUCUAGAUGGUUUGUUAGAAUUUCUACUCUAUGUUGGUCAAGCGAAACGUACGUUUCGCACCGGAUGGGUGUUAUGUGGUGUGGAAAAAGUAGAAAGUGUUGCCGAUCAUAUGUAUCGUAUGGCUGUGAUGAGUUUAUUAUUACCAACUGUUUCUGAAGAAAGUAAAGUAAGAUGUAUGAAAUUGGCAUUGGUUCAUGAUCUAAGUGAAAGUGUCGUCGGUGAUUUAACCGAAUUUGAUGGGGUACCUAAAACGGAAAAACGUCGAAGAGAAACAGAAGCCAUGUUAUAUCUAACUAGUUUAUUAUCAGCGGAUGUUGGACGAGAGAUAUUUUCGUUAUUCAAUGAAUACGCUGAUCAAAAAACAAAUGAAGCACUUUUGGUAAAAGAUUUAGAUAUAUUCGAUAUGCUAUUGCAAGGUGCGUCAUUUUAUUACUCAUCUUUUUUUAAACGCAUACUCCCUUAUGAAUAUGAAAAACUACAAAAUGAUCCAUUAUUUUUACAAAAUUUUUUUAAUAGUUCUGCUCAUAAUGUUAAAACACAAAAUGUUCAACGUUGGCUCGAACAACUAAUGGAGUGUAGAAAUUCUGGAAAACAAUUUAAGUUACCAUCAGAUUCAAAUUUAAAUACAAUACUGAAACACGUUUUAUAUGAUGAACAAGGUAGUUUUUUAUAUAAUCUACCUGCCAAUGAUUUACGAAAUAAAACUGAUCGUAUUUUGGAUCAACGUAAACAACAGCAACAACAAAAAGAUAUUUCAAGUGUUGACACAACUGAAUUAUUAUCAAAUAUUGUUAAAGAUUUACCGAUUGAAUUAUUAGAACAUUUACUUUUUUAUGUUAUUACAUUACCGAGUACAAAUGAAGCAAAAGAUUUUCUGUCGUUAACAUCAACAUGUAAGAAAAUGUUAAUAUUUGCAAAAAAUGAACAGAUAUGGAAAACUAUAGCAAUAAGAAGAAAAUCGGAUGCAAAAAUGAAAGAGAAUUCAACAUAUUUCGAUUAUUGUAAAUCAGUAUAUUGGCAUCGUACUCUUUAUCCUCAAGAUCUGAUAUCAACAAUUAGCCGUUUUAAUGAUAACUACCAUUGUACAAUUCAAAAAGUAGAAUUAACUCCACAUAAAAUAAGAAUUUAUAUUGAUGAACGAGGUGACACAUCGCUGGUUCAACUUCAAGAUCCUCAUCGUUCCACACUUUUCAAAUCGUCUACAAAAGACAAAUCGAGUGAUGAUGAUGUUGCACUCGAAUUAAUCUAUUAUGAUUUUUCUAUUGCUAAUCCGAUUAAACAAUAUUUGGAUGAUGUGCCGUUUUUAUUUAAUAAAAAAUAUUUACCUGUCAAUGUCCCCAACCACGAGAUACCCGAUUAUGAUACAACAAAAGUGCGAGAAAUUUUAUCGAGACCGGUAGAGUUUAACUAUAGUUUUGCAUUAGAACAAAAGGUAUUACAAGAAGCGUUAGAUGAUGUAAGACGACAAAAAUUAGCAAUUGAAGCUGAUGCAUCUAAACGGGUGAACGCCACUACCACUACUACCACCUUAUCAACAUCACCACAAACAGUCACAAAUAUAACAAUGACUGCUGACGAACAUCAACAACAAGAAAAGGCGGAAGAUGAUCAUUGUCAAUUAUCUGAAAUUCAAGGACGAAAACAACCACGAGCUAUGACAACUAACGACGUACUAUCGCGUACACAUUAUUUACCCACUCCCACAUCUAAUCAACAGUAUCAGCGUGUUUCCCCCCCACCACCACAAACACCACAAGUUUCGCAACAAACUCUCACUCCAUAUAUGUUACGAACUGUACGCGAUAUCUAUUGGCCAACAGGACAGAAUUAUGCUCAAUCACAACCACCGACAACUAUCAACACACCGUCAAGAUUACCUCAAGUCAUAUCAGAUGGUAGUUCAACAGAUAUACAUGUGACAAAACAGCCUACUCCACUUUAUGGUGGAGGUUUGUCAUUUAAUAAUUCUGAUGGAACACAUACGCCAUUAUCCACCGCAGCGUCCACAUCUUCUAUGACAACUACACUAGAUUCAUUAUCAUCUACACCAUCUUCGAUAUUAAAUCCAAAAUCGACAAAUGGUGUCAUUCUUUCUAAAAUCAUCACAACUCAGUCUGAUUUCAAUGAUUUAUCAACAUUUGAUCCAUCUCUGUCUGAUACACAUGAUCCAUUUCAUGACGCUGAACUAAAAUCAAUUAAUGACAUUGUGGCACUAAGUCAAUUGUACACAACAACAUCAUCGACAGCAAAUACAGUACGAAGAUGA
Didymodactylos carnosus is the source of this 2277-nucleotide messenger RNA. The record is from the annotation of a GenBank genome assembly. Lineage: Eukaryota; Metazoa; Rotifera; Eurotatoria; Philodinida; Philodinidae.